AGGUCAAUCCAAGAUGGCGGCCUCUGUGUUUCUAGCUGCAGUGCGUGACUCCGGGCGCUCCCUCCGAUGGAGCUACGGGCUACGGCAGCUGAGCCAAGCUCAGGGCCCUCCUGAUAACCCCAGCUUUCUGGAAUCUGUGGAUGAAUACCAGUUUGUGGAGCGCCUGUUCCCACCUACCAAAAUCCCAGCGCCACCAAAGCAUACACAUUAUCCCACUCCUAGUGGCUGGCAGCCUCCCAGAGAUCCGCCUCCUAGCUUGCCCUACUUUGUUCGGCGAUCCCGGAUGCAUAAUAUCCCUGUCUACAAGGACAUCACACAUGGCAACCGACAGAUGACUGUGAUCCGUAAGGUGGAAGGGGACAUCUGGGCUCUACAGAAGGAUGUGGAAGAAUUUCUGACCCCCCAGCUGGGAAAGACACCUGUCACCCAGGUUAAUGAGGUGACAGGUACUCUUCGAGUCAAGGGCUACUUUGAUGAGCAGCUUAAAGCCUGGCUUCUUGAGAAAGGCUUCUGAGGCCUGAUGAUCAGCCUGUGUUACAUUUCUUAGGUUAGCUAUUCUGGAAACAACCACUGAACCAUGUUCUGAGGCCUUCACAGGACAGACCCCUCAGGGACAUCCAUCUUUGGCCUUCAGGAGCUUUUGCUAUACUGGGCUUGGUGGCAGAUAUGGAAAACAAUACAACACAGGACAUGGACUGGAAUGGAUAAAACAGACAAAAGUAUAUCUUAGUUUCUAAGUACUGUUAUAGGUAGUGUUGAGGACAUCAGCCUGUUAUGCGGAAUCAGCUACAUAGAGGUUUGAAGGCAGAAAAUGAAGGCCUUUCUCUCUUGCUGUCCCAUCCCAUAUCAGUCACUUGUCCAGCCCCACCAUUAAAUUGAUUAAGCGGUGUUCAGAUCCUGGCUACCCUGCUUGACUUUAGACCUAAGGUAGGCAAGAUACCAACCUCCCAGUGCUCAGGUUUUCCAUGUGUAAGAUGAAUGUAUGCCUAGUGGUUGAAUGGUCUCGGCAUCCUCAUUCUAGGAGACCACAGGCCUUUCAUAAGUCUACAGGCUGGGCAAAGAAAAGGAGCCCAUCCUAAGUUAUAAGCCUCACUGGUCAUUAAUGCAAGUUUUUAUUUGGCUGUAUAUACAAUGUAAGCUAUUAAAAUUUGUACAAUAUUUACAAAUUAAAUAAUCAUCUGAAA
This is a messenger RNA of Phodopus roborovskii (desert hamster), 1184 nucleotides long. RefSeq names its product mitochondrial ribosomal protein L49 (gene Mrpl49). Gene Ontology annotation, biological process: translation. Gene Ontology annotation, molecular function: structural constituent of ribosome. The transcript is spliced from 4 exons. Gene Ontology annotation, cellular component: ribosome; mitochondrial large ribosomal subunit. The coding region runs from base 14 to 514 and encodes 166 amino acids. NCBI's taxonomy places the organism in Eukaryota, Metazoa, Chordata, Mammalia, Rodentia, Cricetidae. The record is from RefSeq and is a predicted model, not a curated record.